Molecule: messenger RNA, 1633 nt
Organism: Danio aesculapii
Lineage: Eukaryota; Metazoa; Chordata; Actinopteri; Cypriniformes; Danionidae
Gene: cpb2
Product: carboxypeptidase B2 (plasma)
Exons: 11
Coding region: 24-1298 (424 amino acids)
Biological process (GO): fibrinolysis; proteolysis
Molecular function (GO): metallocarboxypeptidase activity; zinc ion binding
Source: RefSeq, a predicted model, not a curated record
UAUUUGAAGACAGAACAAAAAAAAUGAGGCCUCUAGUACAGCUGGCUUACUUUAUCUGUUUUAGCAUCUUUCUUGAGACGUGUCUCUGCAAAGUGAAACAUGACCAGGUUUUGGCUAUCACUGUAUCCUCACAGGAACAUGUGGAAGCAGUGCAGAACCUUACAAGUCACAACGAGACAGUAUUGUGGCAACCUGCUUCACCCAGUUACAUUACAACAAACUCUGAAGUUCACCUUUAUAUUCAGUCAACAAGUGUGCAGUUUGUCACAGAACAGCUUCGUAAACAUGCCAUUACAUUUAGAGUUCUUGUGGAAAACACGGCAGCACUGGUUGCGUUGCAGAUCAGAAAUGAUACAUCAGAUCCCCGAAGCGGAGGCGUCUUCUAUGAAAGAUAUCAUUCCUUAGAAGAUAUCUAUUACUGGAUAAAUAAGACCAGCCGAGAACAUUCAGACAUGGUGAAGGUCCUUCUUAUUGGAUCAUCUUCUGAGAAACGACCACUCUAUGUUCUGAAGCUGUCAGGCAGGAGGGAAGAAGAGGUGAACAGGGCCAUGUGGAUGGACUGUGGUAUUCAUGCACGGGAGUGGAUCGCUCCAGCCUUUUGCAUGUGGUUUGUCAAUUAUGCACUAGCAUUUUACAACCAGAACACUGAAAUCACAGAGAUGCUAAAUAAAAUGGACAUUUACAUCUUGACAAUGAUGAACCCAGAUGGAUACAAGUACACUUGGACAACAGAUCGUAUGUGGAGAAAAAAUCGUUCUGAAAACAAAGACAGCUAUUGUGCUGGAGUUGAUUUGAACAGAAAUUUUGAUGCAAACUGGUGCACUAAGGGGGCCUCCGAUGAUCCAUGCGAUCCCACAUAUUGCGGUCAGUUCCCAGAGUCUGAACCAGAGACCCAAGCUGUGGCAAAGUUCCUGCGCUCCCACAAGGACACAGUCAAGCUUUACCUCUCCAUUCACUCCUAUUCUCAGAUGCUCUUGUUUCCUUACUCCUGUUCCUAUAAUGAGAUUCCAAACCACACUGAACUGUUUGAACUUGUUAAAGAGGCCUCAACAAAAAUACGCAGAUACUACAGGAAUAACUAUAAAUAUGGAUCCGGUGCAAAAACCAUUUAUUUAGCUCCAGGAGGCUCUGAUGAUUGGGCAUAUGAUCUAGGGAUAAAAUAUUCCUUCACUUUUGAGCUUCAAGAUCGUGGUCAAUAUGGCUUUCUUCUCCCACCCAGCUUUAUCCCACAGGCUUGUAAUGAGGCUCUUCUGGCUGCAAAGGUCAUAGCUUUGCAUGUGAUCAACAAAACUCAAUGAAGUUUUCCACUACAGACAACCUGAGCAAACUAUGCGAUGCGCUACAGAUUCAAAUGAUGAACUUUUUCAGUUAAUUAAAAAAAUGUGUAGGCUACUUUAAAUGUUCUUAUUAUAGCUCAGAUGUAGCACUUUAUUUUAUAGUCCAGUUCCACAUUUACAUACGCCACAUAAUUACAGCUACAAUAACUGGGUAAUAAAUAACCCCAUGCCUAUACCUUUAAACCUGAGCCUUAGAGCAUUAAAGUGCAUGUAGGUCUACUGUAAAAUAAAGUGCAAACAUAAAUCCCUCGAUAAGUAAUAAAUAAUAAUAAUAACAAUAAAGAAAUUAACCUUGA